AUGGUAUAUAACCAAUUAGCUGGAAAAGUAGAUAGAAUCAACACAAGAAAUGGAAGAGAUAGCAGAAGUACAAGACCAACUCCACUUUGUUAUCACAAUCAACAACAUGCGACAGCAAGUCAAGGAAAUUCCCAAACUCCUCAACCCAACAGCCGGAAAAGAAUCAUGUUGCAUAUUUAGAGUCCCUCAAACGCUAGUCGACGUCAACAAAAAGGCCUACCACCCACAAAUACUCUCAAUCGGCCCAUACCACCACGGGAAACCACACCUCAACAUGAUCGAAGAGCACAAGUGGAAAUACCUCGGCGAACUCCUCGAUCGAACCCCUCCAAAUGGCCUAAAUCUCGACGGGUACCUAAAAAUCAUCGCACCGUUGGAAACCAGAAUCCGAGAUUGUUACUCAGAAUUCAUCCAUUUCAGUAGGUUCGACCUCAUAAAGAUGAUGGUACUCGACGGGUUAUUCAUCCUUGAGCUUAUAUCCAAAGCUGAAGGGGUGGAAGGUAGUGAUCCUGACGAUCCUAUUUUCAAAAUGGUUUGGAUUUUGCCUUUCCUCACGAGAGAUCUUCUCCAGUUGGAAAAUCAGAUUCCGUUUUUCGUGCUUCAAACUUUGUUUGAAAACACGAGAGUUACGAGGACGGGUGGUGAUGAUCAAACACUAGCGAAACUGAUUUUAAGGUUUUUUAAUAACGUGGUGGAAAGGCCUGAUGAGCUGUUGAAGAGGUUUGUAAAUCAUGAAGGGAAACAUCUACUUGAUUUGUUUCGAUUGAGUUUUAUCCCUCAACAGGCAGAGGAGGAAAGGGAAAACGACAUUCAAUUGAUCCCUGCAGAGGAGGAAAGGGAAAACGACAUUCAAUUGAUCCCUUCUGCGAAAAAACUUGACGCAGCUGGAAUCAAGUUCAAGGCUAUAAAGGGCGACACGUUCUUGGAAAUCAGAUUUCGCAACGGGGUACUGGAAAUUCCACAGAUAUCGAUAGACGAUUUCAUCACCGGGUUCUUCCUAAACUCUGUUGCGUUCGAGCAGUCUCACAGCCGCUGCUCGAAACACAUGACCACUUACGCGAGCUUCAUGGGGUGCCUCAUCAACAACCCCAGCGACGCGGGGUUCCUUGGUGACCGGAAAAUCAUGGAGAAUUAUUUAGGGACGGACAAGGAUCUGGCUCAUUUCUUCCAUGAUUUGUGGAAAGAUGUGGGUUUUGACAUCAAGCAUAAUUAUCUGUCCAAGGUGUUUGAGGAUGUGAAUAAGUAUCAGAGGAAUGUUUGGCAUGUGCAAUGGGCUGGAUUCAAGUACACUUAUUUCAACACCCCAUGGUCUUUUAUUUCAGCCUUGGCUGCUUUGAUACUUCUGCUCCUCACCAUGAUCCAGGCGUUCUUUGCCGUUUAUCCAUAUGCCGGAGGAAAGAGUACUGCUGGGUGACUGGUCGAAAACAGUGAAAUUGUAUAUCGAUCAUUUCAGUUGUUGGCUAUC
Molecule: messenger RNA, 1465 nt
Organism: Rhododendron vialii
Lineage: Eukaryota; Viridiplantae; Streptophyta; Magnoliopsida; Ericales; Ericaceae
Product: UPF0481 protein At3g47200-like
Exons: 1
Coding region: 50-1414 (454 amino acids)
Source: RefSeq, a predicted model, not a curated record